Messenger RNA from Pogona vitticeps (central bearded dragon), 3628 nucleotides. The record is from RefSeq and is a predicted model, not a curated record. NCBI's taxonomy places the organism in Eukaryota, Metazoa, Chordata, Lepidosauria, Squamata, Agamidae.
UUCACUAUUUUCCUUCCUGAAUUUAUGAAUAUACCAUAGUUUUAACAUAGCAGUAGGUAUGGUCCCUUUGCACUUUAUUUUUAAGAAGGGCCGUGUGAAGUAGGUUAAGGUGAAAGUAAACAAAUUUCGCUUUCCUCCGGUUAUAGAUUAAGUUUUUAAAAAAAACCACCAUAGGAAAACUCGUCAGCAAAGCUUCCCCACUGAGGAGUUCGGUAAAUUCUUAUUUUUAGAAAGGCCUCCAAACGGAGGGGGGGUGGCGUUUGAAGGGAGGAGAAAACCCUUAUAAGCCCUGCGAAAACAGGAAGGGAGCGGAGGGAAGGCACAGCAAUCGGGAAGCGGGGGUGGGUUUGCGUGCGUGGGGUUUGGGAUUCCCUUUCUCCGCCGGCCCAGCCAAGGCGGGCAGUUGUUGUCCGCUUCCGUCUCGCUUCGCUUAGUCCGGGCCUGACCUUCCUGGAGGCGGACGGGCAGACUCCGUGCGAGCCCUGCGGCUGCUUGGAGAAGCUUCCGUGGCUACUUUGGAGGAACUUUUGUGGGGAAGGCCUCGUCAUGGCUUCUAGGCUGCACCACGGAAGAGAUGCGCUGCCAGGGUGCUUAGGCCGAAUCGAUGCCCUGUACCAGAAGCUGAGCCAGUUUCCCUCUGCAGUUUAUGCCAGUGUAGGAGCUGGAUUUGCUGCACGUGGCGCUGCCAAAUGCCUGCCUCUUUACACGGAGUGGUGCCAGCCUGAUCUGAGGUGCCAUCAGCAGCUGUGGUUCAGUCGCCAGUAUAUCCUGCAUCAUGAUGGCACUGCAGUUGUCUCAGUUACUCCUGUUGGUGUGGCAGCUGAGAUCCGAGACCAGCUGCUUGUCAGAAUGUCACCUUCCGGGAGGCAUAAGGCUGUUUUCACCUACCACUUGGAAAAGGGACAGAGACAAGAGGUGCUGGAGGUCUGGAGCCACAUUGGAAGGGUGAAAAAUAUCAACCUCACCGCUCUGGAUAAACAUGGCAGAGUAUAUACGGAUGAGCAAUUUGGCUGUUUUUCCUGGUCCAGCUCAGAAACACAGAUCCUGUAUGUUGCUGAGAGAAGAUGCCUCACAACACAGGUACUUUUCCCUCAGGACAGAUCUGCCAAAGGAGAGAAGCCAAAUGAAGCAGGAAGGGAAGAGAAGUUCAUGUACUAUGAUAAUUGGGGAGAGGCACUAGGCGAUAAGAGCGUUCCUGUCCUGUGUGUGCUGAACCUUGAAACCGGUGAAGUUUCAGUCCUAGAGGGCAUCCCAGGGCACAUUUCCCCCGGGCAGGCCUUGUGGUCCCCAGAUGACAAGAGUAUAGUGUUCGUUGGCUGGUGGCAUGAGCCUUUCAGACUGGGAUUGAACGCUUGCUCCAACAGAAGAUCAGCCCUAUUUCUCUUGGAUCUCUCUGAACACAGCUGUGAGCGACUGUCUUCAGAUUACCAAGCUGUUUCUUCUCCUCGACUCAGCCCUGAUGGAACAUACCUGAUAUAUUUGGAGGGCCCGGUAUUUGGGCCUCAUCACCAGUGCCUGAAACUACAGAUGCUCAAUUGGCAAACAAAGUGUGUAUCUACAGUGGUGGAGGUAGUCCAGACUCCCACAGCUGGUUUCUUUGGGAUUUACUCAGGAGCAGUACCGCUCCUUUGCUGGGCACCAGACAACAAAAGAAUCAUUCUUAACACUCCUCAGAGGAGCAGGAAGGAGCUGCUGGUUGUGGACACUCACCUGGGGAGUGUGACACCGAUUACAGCAGAAAUGCCAGAAGGUAGCUGGACUGUUCUGGGAAUUCAGCAGGAUCUCCUGGUGGCGAGCUGUUCAUCUCCCAAUUGCCCCCCAAGCCUGAAGGUGGCUGUGCUUCCCCCUGCUGGAAGAGAGUUGAAACUACAGUGGGUGACUGUGGAGGAAGCCUCUAUAGUGCCAGAUGUGGAAUGGAAGAUCCUCACAGUGUAUCCUCCAGUGUCUGAGGAGGGCAUCCCAGCCACUGACCAGACAUUUGAAGCCCUAUUGCUGAGGCCUCAAGGAAGCAAGCAAAGAGAAAAGGCCUUUCCCCUUAUUGUUUCCCCUCAUGGGGGCCCACACGCUGUCUUUGAUGCUCGUUGGCGGCCAGCCAUGGCGUGUCUCUGUCGGCUGGGCUUUGCUGUGCUCAUGGUAAACUACAGGGGCUCCCUGGGUUUUGGCCAGGCCAGCAUUGAUUCACUCAUUUCCCAUGUGGGCAUACAAGACGUGGAAGAUACUCAGCGGGCAGUAGAAGUGGCAUUGCAGAUGGAGCCCCUGGACCCAAACAGAAUUGCCUUGCUGGGAGGGUCUCAUGGUGGCUUUAUUUGUUGCCAUUUGAUUGGUCGGUAUCCAGAGAGGUACAAAGCCUGUGCAGUCAGAAGCCCUGUCAUCAACACGGCCACUCUGCUGGGAACCUCUGACAUCCCUGAUUGGCGUUUCUCAGCUUUAGGUCUUCCGUACUGCUUUGAGCAAAUUCCUACUGCAGAAGAUCUGGCUGCCAUGCUGCUCAGCUCCCCCAUAACUCAUGCUGCAAAGGUGCAAGCACCGGUACUACUGUGUGUGGGUGCCAGGGACCGACGAGUGUCUCCAUACCAAGCUGUGGAAUAUUAUCGUGUGCUACGAGCCAGAGGCAUCCCUGUGCGACUGCUGUGGUAUCCAGAAGAGAAUCAUGCCAUAAAUGGAGUGGAGGCUGAAGCCAAUGUCUUCAUGAACUCUGCGCAGUGGAUCAUGCAUUACCUCUCUAUGGAAGCAGGUGUUGAGGUUCAGCAGCCAGCUGAAAGUCCAGACGUCUAAACUGAGGAGAAGCAAACAAUCUGUGGAGUCUGUGGAGAUGCUUUUCCUUGACAAAAACACUACCAGAUAGAUCUCGUCAUCACAGCAUGGCAGGAAGUGUCCCUCGCCCUGCAACAUUCACUCCAGUGGCUGGUUUUCGAAGGCGCUGCUGAAGCUCUGAUACUGUUUUGAUGAAAUCUGCUGAGCAUGGUGUAGCAGCCUAUAGAGACUGAAUUCGGAUGUAAAGCUGCCUUCGAAACACUGGUGUUGCAGCUGAAGCAUCUGGCCUAGGGCUCUGUGGGGCAUUCUGUCCUGCCCAGCAAGUUGAACUUGGCUCGUCUCUCUGUUUGCUUAAAGGCUAAACAUAUUCAUAUGCAUUUGUUGUAUAUUAAUCCUACUGUUCAGGCUAUAACUGUUCCUCCAAGUUAAAAAAUAAAAAUACCAACAAAGGAAAGAGAAAAAACGGCCUGCAGUUGAGCUUAAGUCUUAAAAAUAAGUAAAAGGGGCAGUGUUUUUGAAUACAUAUGGAAUAUGGGUGCUUGAUUAAGCAGCAAAUGCCAUUUAGUGUUGAAGAGUAAGGAACAAUCAUUUAUAUAAUUUCAGUAUUCAUUACUGAAAUUAAAAACAAACAAUAAUGUUGUUUUCUAGUAUUCCCUAAAAAAUAAAUAAACGCACACACACGCAUGCGCGGACACACACACCGUAGGAAGACAAAUUUUGGCUAAUGUUACUAACUGCAUACUUAGAAGAAAGAAAAAUCAGGACAGGGAGGAAGGAGAAGGUCAUCCUGCAUUCUUCAUAGAAUUUAAGAGGGAAAUGGGACAAUUAAAAAAAAGACAAAAGAUUGUGGGACCUUAAACAACAUCUAGUUUAA